Molecule: messenger RNA, 7036 nt
Organism: Engraulis encrasicolus (European anchovy)
Lineage: Eukaryota; Metazoa; Chordata; Actinopteri; Clupeiformes; Engraulidae
Gene: gsk3ba
Product: glycogen synthase kinase 3 beta, genome duplicate a
Exons: 11
Coding region: 864-2141 (425 amino acids)
Biological process (GO): regulation of neuron projection development; extrinsic apoptotic signaling pathway in absence of ligand; protein phosphorylation
Cellular component (GO): beta-catenin destruction complex; nucleus; glutamatergic synapse
Molecular function (GO): protein serine/threonine kinase activity; ATP binding; tau-protein kinase activity
Source: RefSeq, a predicted model, not a curated record
CCGUAACCAGGUCGCCUGGCUGAUUCACCGCCACAGUAUCCAAACGUUGAUUACGCAAAAAACGUUCUAUUGGUCGUGGUGACAAAGAGAGCGAGCAGAGACCGUCGGAGAAGGAAUAAAAAAAAGAAUUUUCUGAAAUGCUGAGUGGAUUUUAGAGAGCGUUUUCUCCUGGAACCGCGACAUCAAGCUGAUUUCACAACCGAGAGUAUUUUUCUGCUGGACUUUGAGAAAAAACAUCCGUGUGUAUGGAGUUACAUCAGACGGGAGGCUCGCUGAAAACAGUUUUAAAAUUGGUCUAUUGGAAAAUUCGCAUUUGAGUCGUUGGUUGGCUAGAGCAAGGAAGCCGCCAUGGCUGGUACUGCUAGAUCGCAGAGUCUCCACCUCAGAAUAUGAACAAAUAGCCCUCCUAAUGAUCUUAUGUUUUAAUGACAUACAACGUUGUUUGUGACAUUUUGUAGACGACCAACUACAGGAAAUAUUUUGUAGGCCUAUGUGUCAAUCUACGUAUGAAUCCGACGCGAUUCAGAACAAGAGAAUCGGUGGGAUUUUUCGGGGGAAACAGGGAAACGACCGAUUUGAUGACUAUUUUUACUGACACUGACUUUUAACAGACCUCUAUCUCUUGCGACAAAGACACUGCUUUUAAAGGAUGGUUUGAAGGAAAGACUGUCAGUGGAUGGGAGAAGGUAGCGAACCAGCUGAAGAAAACGACAGAAAGGAGUGAAGUGGAGAAAGUGUUGCCUUUUUCUUUUGACUAUUUUGUUUUAAAUAGUCCCCACAGAGGUCUUUGAACAGUGACCAAGUUGAUCAAAAGUGUCAAUCGUCCCAAAUCGAGAAAAAAUACAGGGAUUUACGAUUGGAAUAUGUCGGGUCGGCCAAGAACCACCUCCUUCGCAGAGAGCUGCAAACCAGUGCCGCAGCCUUCGGCAUUUGGCAGCAUGAAAGUCAGCAGAGACAAAGAUGGCAGCAAGGUGACGACGGUGGUGGCGACUCCGGGCCAGGGCCCCGACCGGCCGCAGGAGGUCAGCUACACCGACACCAAGGUGAUCGGCAACGGCUCCUUCGGGGUGGUCUACCAGGCCAAGCUGUGCGACUCCGGGGAGAUGGUGGCCAUCAAGAAGGUCCUACAGGACAAGAGAUUCAAGAAUCGGGAGCUUCAGAUUAUGAGGAAGUUAGACCACUGCAACAUUGUGCGCCUGCGCUACUUCUUCUACUCCAGUGGAGACAAGAAGGACGAGGUGUAUCUGAACCUGGUGUUGGACUAUGUUCCUGAGACGGUCUACAGAGUGGCCCGCCACUACAGCAGAGCCAAGCAGACACUCCCCAUGAUCUACGUCAAGUUGUAUAUGUACCAGCUGUUCCGCAGCCUGGCCUACAUCCAUUCCUUUGGCAUCUGCCAUCGCGACAUCAAGCCUCAGAACCUGCUGCUGGACCCCGAGACCGCUGUGCUCAAGCUCUGUGACUUUGGCAGUGCUAAGCAGUUGGUGCGCGGGGAGCCCAACGUGUCCUACAUCUGCUCACGGUACUACAGAGCCCCCGAGCUCAUCUUCGGAGCCACAGACUACACCUCCAGCAUAGAUGUGUGGUCAGCUGGUUGCGUGCUGGCUGAACUGUUGCUAGGGCAACCAAUAUUCCCUGGCGACAGUGGGGUGGAUCAGCUGGUUGAGAUCAUCAAGGUGCUGGGUACCCCGACAAGGGAGCAGAUACGCGAGAUGAACCCCAACUACACAGAGUUCAAGUUCCCCCAGAUCAAGGCCCACCCUUGGACUAAGGUGAGUCAACAGGUGUUCCGGCCCCGUACGCCCCCGGAGGCGAUCGCGCUGUGCUCUCGGCUGCUGGAGUACACGCCCACGGCCCGCCUGACGCCGCUGGAGGCCUGUGCCCACUCCUUCUUCGACGAGCUGCGUGAGCCCAACAUCAAGCUGCCCAACGGCCGCGACAAGCCAUCGCUCUUCAACUUCACUACUCAGGAGUUGUCCAGUAACCCCUCGUUGGCCUCCAUCUUGAUUCCUGCCCAUGCUCGUAACCAGGCCGGAGCCUCCACCCCCACCAACGCUUCAGCCACCACAGAUGCCAACAGUGGAGAUCGCGGCCAGACCACCACCACUGCCUCUGCCUCCGCCUCUAACUCAUCCACCUGAGUGCCCCAGCCAAUCAGGCCCUUCCCUCUAGUCUAAGCCGACGCCCACCCCGAUUGCUCAUUGGUCAGAUACCAACCAGAGAGAAGGGGGGAAGGGGUGGGUAGAAUAAAAACCCCGUAAAAUAAUUCACAAAAUGCAGACAACUACAACAACAACCCAACCGACACACAAGACAUUUCACACAACAUGCUCAACGCUCUACACUUACCGAAAACAGAUGAACAUGUACCGAUAAUGUUAACUCCCAUCCCCCCUUUAUUGUGAUGUGUUUAUUUUCUAAAAAAAGGACAAAAACUUUUGUAUAUUUCUGCAAAACACAUGUAUGGAGCAAAGUCUUUAUGUAUGUCUGUGUGUGUGUGUGCGGGGAGGAGGCAGAGGGAGAGAGCAAGGGCAAAUGUAGAGAUCGGAGGAGUGGUGGUCCACUUCAACACAACAAAUAAACUCACACAAAGACACACAUUCAAACACACCCACACACACAUACUCUGUAUGCAUGCAGGUACAAAUAUCACACACACGCACGCACACACGCAUACACACACACAUGCAUGCACACACUAAGCCAGAGAGCUUCUUGUAUAGUAGCUCUCGGAGGACAAUCUCCUCUGUGGAAGCAAUCCUGUAGCUGAAAUCCAUUCACUUCCCUCCUCUCCUCCCUCUCCCUCUCUCUCUCUCUCUCUGUCUCUCUCCCACCUGUCCUCCAUCCCUUCCCCUCUCUCUCUGUCUCUUCAGUCACUGCUCACCAACUCUUAACCACCUCCUCCUCCUCUUCCCUCCCCUCUCAUCAGACUUACACUUGACCCUUGAGUUCUCCCACCCACCGCUGCCAGGCUCCAUGUCAUCACUAGCCCUGGGACACACAGUAAUGGUGCAUGGCUUCAAUUAGGUUGGGAACAUCCAAAACAUGUAGUCAUUGCAUAGGUUUUUUGUUCUUCUUAAAAAUGGAUCAAAAAUCGUGUAAAAAAAUGCAUUGAAAAGAAGUUCCGUUGACCUGAUUUUAUUAGUCCAAUAAUGACCUGUCAAAUAUGUACUCUUUCGAGGGGGGAGAAAAAAAAAACAAGUUGAGAAAUUCGUUUUAAGAAAAAGAGUUGAACCCCUAUUGUUUUUUUGUUUUUUUUUCGCAUGCCGAAGCAAUGUACUCGCAACGAUGGGUUCAGAAGUUGGUUCAAAUUUUAAAAACGGGGCGUUUUUAUUAUUGUUUUUAUUUUCCACGUGUUCUUGUCAUUUGAUUUGGUUUGUUUGGUUUUAAUGUAAUUCUGUUUGCUAAGGCGGGAGGUUGAAACAAAGAUAUAAGGGCUUUUGAAACCAGGGGGGGUAGAGACGCAACGGUCAGACCUUACGAUUGACAUACGAGAUUAUGUGUGUGUGUGUGUGAUAUGUCUCCCAUUUAUUUGUUUUUGUGCCAUCGCACAUGCAUAAACACUUUAUAUAUUAAUUUGCGUCAUAUAAAAUCCUCUAUAUAUUUUAGGUAUAUCUAUAUGUAGAUAUAUAUCCAGAAGUGUUGGGGUUGGAGUCUGUCGAGAUCACGGUUGCGAUAUUUGCUGCUGCCAUUGUGUUCUGUUUUUGUUUUUUUACUAUUUUUCCAAGAAAAUAAUACACAAAAUGGAAACACACAAAUCUACACACACACACACACACACACACACACACACACACACACACACACACACACACACACACACACACACACACACACACACACACACACACACACACUCACUUCACAAUAUCCAUGCACAUGCUUGUGUUUCUUGGAACACUUGACGAGGGUUUUGUUUUGUCCAUGCUGAAUGCUUCCAGGGGGUAGUGUGUUCACUCUCGGUCCUUAACGUAUGAGAUUUUUGCAGAUGACAUUAGACAGCCGUACACAAUUCGUACACGAUUGACGUAUUUAUUUUGAAUUGUAUGUUUUGGAGGCAGCGGCCUCUUCUGUCCGCCAUUUGUACCGUAUAUGCUUGCUGCUGCAUCAUUUGACUAGUAUGCUUACAAGUGCAAGUGGUGCAGGUGAGAGAAGAGAGUUGAUAGGCAAGCUGAGGUAGUUCCGAGGGCAGACAGAGAGGCGAUACGGUGUGAUAUGAUCCUUUGCUUUUUUUAAACAGUGUUUAUUGGAAAAGCAGAAUGGAAACCAAGGUAGCGCUCUGCGUGGGAUCCACCUGUAGAAAAGCCCUGUGUUUGUGUCACGGGUAUCGGAUUUGAAGACUCUUGUGUGCUGUACAGUAGAGUUUGUACAGCACAUACAGGCCCAUAGAGAUCUGUCAUAUCAGCUGCAGAGAUGAGAGGGAUGCUGAUGAUGAUGAUGAUGAUGAUGAUGAUGAUGAUGAUGAUGAUACACUCUGUCCAACACUCAGCUGCCCAUAGCAUCUUAACCACUAACUGGCCAAUGUUCCGUUUUCUUAAACUUUUACAUUUUAUUUUUAUCACUCAUUUUUUAAACUGUUCCUCUUCAUCAACCUUGACCUCUCAAGAGCCCAGAGAUGGACAGAACACCCCCGUACCUCCCCCCCCAAGCCCACCUCUCAUCCCUCCAGUGGCAUGGCAUCAGAGGGAAAAGAAUUAAUGUAAACACACACACACACACACACUACAACAGCUGUUUAUCCGCACCGCAGUCAACUGAAAUAAUGGUUCCAUAAGGAAUCUGUGUAUAUAAAUACAGUCAUACACAUUCACCCUCGAUAUCACACACAUUCAUAAAUAUGAAUAUAGCGUAGAUAACCAUUUGCUCCUCACCAAAUUCUGGCUUGUUGACUCUUGAAUUUCUGUUGGUUUUUAUUAUAUUUGUUUUAUCCAUUUUUUUGUUUCUUUUUGUUUGUUUUUCUUUGUUAUUUCUGUGGGUAUGUUCACCGUAUGUAAAUAGGCUGACCUAAGAACUGUUCAAAGAGCAAAAACAAAAGGGUGAGGGAUUAAAAAAAAGAAUAAAAAGUAAACAAAAAGCAAACAAAAAUAAAAACAGAAAACAAAUACAUAAAAAUCUUUAAAAUAAAAAGUGAGAAAGAUUAACGAAAAAAAAAAAUAUUCAGGGCAAAUAUGAACUGAUUGUUGGAUACUGUAGAUGAGACAGACGCUUUCUCCAGCCAUAGAGUUCAAUCCUAUCUGUACAGUAGGUGACAGCUAUAUUGUAACAAUAACCAGUCCUGUAUAGUGUAUCUAGAGUUUGGAGUGCCUUUGCUUCCUUGACUCCCACCCCCUCCUGCCUUCCUCCUUUGUCUGUCCCCGUAAACCCAAAAGGUCCCCACAGUGCACACACACACACACACACACACACACACACACACACACACACACACACACACACACACACACACACACACACACACACACAUUCACUGUAGUGUAGAUACACACACACACACACACACACACACACACACACACACACACACACACACACACACACACACACACACACACACACACACACACGCUUACAGACACACACACACACACACACACACACACACACACACACACCAAUGCAGUAGCCUCUUCCUUUGUGCCCCUCUCUUGGGUGCUUUUGAUUGGACAGACUUGUUGACACCCUCCUGCCUUCACCUACAUUAUUUUCUUUCUCUCUCUCUCUCUCUCUCUCUCUCUCUCUCUCUCUCUCUCUCUCUCUCUCUCUCUCUCUCUCUCUCUCUCUCUCUGUACUUCAAAGCGUUUCGGGGGGGCUUCAUCGUAAUGUAAUGUGUUCAAAGCCCGUGAGCAGGCCCUUCGCCCCAUCUUCCUGAAUGUACAGUACUGUAUGUGAUGUCACCCUGUGGUACAGUAGCUCUGCCUGGUGCUCGGACUCUUCAGGUGGUCAGUGAGGGGGUCGCACAAACAGAAUCACCUCUCACCGAACCUUACCGGGGGAAAAAAAAGAAAACGAAACACAACACAAAACAUGAAAACCCAUACUCACAUAUACGUGUUUCUUGUAUCUUUUCCCUGUAUCUGUUUUUUUUCGUCUUUCUUUUUUUCUGUCAUAAUAUAUCGGAAAAUGAAAGUGUUAACAUUUUGUUGAGUGUUUCACUACCAAAGCCAGACAGUGAUGUCAUAACUCAUCACCAAAUCUAAGCCACACCCACCCCCUUUGGAGGCAAUAAUGAUUUGUUUAUUUUCCUGUUUGUUUGCUCGUUUUCCUUUGUUAUUUUGUUUUGUUUAUUUGGUCUGUAGUACCAUACUGUCCAGGAUGUAAGACUCACAGUCAAUAGCACACACUAGAGGGGUCCUGUAGCUUAACCCCCUCCUCUCAUCUUGACACCCCUCCACAGCUCCCCUGCCAUUCACACAACCCUGACGCCAUAUCCCAUCAACCCCCCCACACGCCCUCUCUCUUCCCCUUCCUCUGCCCACUUCUGAUGUAAAGCUUGCUUGUAAGAUUUGCAUUCAUGUAUGUGUUGCUAUCCACAAAAAUGGUGUGACCACUUUCUUGUGACUCAAGUUACAAUAAGAGUUGAGAAAAAAAAGAAAAUAAAAAAAAUCAUUAAAACAUGUAAAGACACAAAUGUUUAAAAUAGUAUUUACCAAAAAAUGUCUGGUAACAAGAAAAAGAAGAAAAAAAUAUAUAGAAAAAACUUCAAGGACUGUUGGUUGUAUACAGACGCAUCACACACCUCUUGUGGAUUUAAAACAGAAACACAACUGUCUUGGGUUUUAAAAGAAGAUAAAGACAAAAAAAUACAGCUGAAUGAUAACCUGUAUAACAUUAACUACUACUUGAAUGCCUCUCGUUUGUGACUGAAAUUUUUAUUUUAUUUGAAAUAUAUACUUUUUUUCUGUGAAGGUAUGCUAAAUGUCUCCUUUUUCCUUGUAAAUAUGUCCGUUUUGGUCCUUGGUGUGACUCCGAUUCAGAGAAAUAGUUACCUGGUACUGUAAUUUGCAUUAAAUAAAGAGUAGGAUAGCCUGGAAAUGAA